Folsomia candida is the source of this 2602-nucleotide messenger RNA. RefSeq lists its product as uncharacterized. The coding region runs from base 1553 to 1873 and encodes 106 amino acids. NCBI's taxonomy places the organism in Eukaryota, Metazoa, Arthropoda, Collembola, Entomobryomorpha, Isotomidae. The record is from RefSeq and is a predicted model, not a curated record. The transcript is spliced from 4 exons.
ACCCAUCACUGAAAUAUUUGCAAAAUAUAUUUUUGUAUUUUUGAAAACAUAAAUAAAACAUCUACAUAUUUACCAUAUUUAUAAAUAUGUCUGAAAUGUGGAAAUAUGCAAUAGUAUCUUGAUCAUCAGGACCUGACUCAUCAUCAGACUCAGAAUCCAUAAUAUGGAUUCUUACUUUUCCAUAUUAUAGGGAAAAGUUCCUGGAAGGUCGUCAGAACAUUUAGAACCGUAAUAACCGUAUGAGUCGGAACCAGUAUCGCCACUUUCGCUUUCGUCGCCAUCAGAAGAGUUCUCGAAUUCGGAAAAGAUCAAAAAAAGUAUUACUUAUUUAUUAAUGAACUAUUAGUACUUUAACAGUCAAAUAAUUAUUUGGUAACAAUAUUAUUAAAAUGCAUAGUAGUCUUACUUAAAUAUAAUAAAUUUUAUUAAGUUUUUUUUCCUGCUGGGAGGGUUCCCAAAAUUGAAGCCAAAGUUGAACUGUAUGACUGAGUCUUCGCUGGAGGAAGAAAUUUGUAGAUCGUCGUUCCUUGCCGUCAGCCUCAGUGGUAAUGUCUUUAAUGAAAGGUAACCACUCCUGACCCCAUACACCCAAGGUCUCAAUUAUAACAGGUAUAAAAUGAGUAGGAGACAUGCGUAAAUUUCUUUCUUUGUAUAUUCUGCUUUGGUGGCAGAUUGUGUUGUGAAAAUAUGAUUAGGGCUUACAACUGAUUAAAUACAAUGUAUGUAUUGUCUUAUCUAUAAAACUUCCAUGUAUUUUAAUGACAUUGUUAACAAACAAUUAUUUGAUUGUAUCUAUUAAUAAAAUAAACUAAAUUACAUUAUUUUCAUUAGAAAAAUACACUAGUCAAAUUCAUAAUUAGUCGUAGAAGAAAGAAGAAAUACAAAUAGAAAUGCACUUACUGGUGGGCGAUUUUAGAUUACCUCCUUCCGCCUGAGCAAUCUUUUCUUGCUCUAAUUCCCAUUCCAGUUUCAUGGCCCGAUACCAAUUAGCUUCUAUAAAUACUGGAUUUUGUAACGAAUUCAGCUCCAAAUUGUGGAGUCUGAUUUCAUGAGCAAAACAGUAACUUAUUUGUACGAAAGGCUUUAAGUAUGUCGGACAGACAAAAUGAUUUUUUCCUCUGUGACGCUUCACCACGAGUCGCGGUGAAGGACGAAUAAAUUCUUGUCCUUGUAUACCGUUGUCGUUGCCUUAUAAUUGAUCAAUCGGGACAGAGUAUUCUCCUAUUAAAAAAUACAUAUGUAAUUUCAGUGUCUCCUAUUCGUAACAAGUGCCCACAAUAAGUGUACAUUACUAAAUAGUGUGUAACUUUAUGCGUACAUCAUAUGUAAUUUAUUUAAUGAAACAAUCAAAUAAGAGAGGAAGUAGAUAGAAAUCAAUUGUGUACAAUUAGUAAGAAAGUAGAUAUAGCAGUCAAUCAAUGAUUGCACAAUAAGUGAGGAAGUAGAUAAUCCAACAUUCAUAAAUGAAUAUUGAAUAUAAACUUAUUUUAAUGUUGGCGUAAAAGUUGUGCGAGCAAAUUCGUGACAUGUCAUCACACCGAAACUUGUGACAAUGACGUUUAAUUCAGAGCACAGGAAUCAAGAGUUGGGCUGUAUGGUCUUCAUUGCCAUCGUCCAGCGUGAUAACUUGGACCUCCGGAGCAAAUCCAUUCAACCGUUGAUCCAGCUACUGUAUGCAAUAGUAUCAGGGUCUAACUCACUAUCAGAGUCGGAAUCCACAUAUGAAAAUGUUCCUGGAAGUUCAUCAAAAUAUUCAGAACCUUACGAGACGCAGCCAGUGUCCCCACUUCCGCUUUCGUCGCCGUUAGAAGAGUUCUCGCUAUCUGGAAAGACCAAAAGAGGUUUUUUUCCCCUGCUGGGAAAUUCAAAUUGAAGCCUGUAAUACUGAGUGGCUGGAGGAAGAAAGUUGUGGAUCGUCGUUCCCCUCGGUCAUUAUUUGCAGUCUUCAUGUCUUUAAUGAAAGCAGUGGCCGCGGAAGAUCAUUUGGACCGUGGGGACAUAAAUUUUCAUGAAAAUUUAAGAAAAAUAAAAAUAUAACUGGGUGAUUCGAAAAUAAUCAUUACUCAAAUUAUGUAUCCUGGUUAUAGAUUUACUUAAUCAAUUAUCUUGGAAUUGGAUGGGAAUUAUUAUUAAAUUCGGAAAUAUUAUUACCGAAUUUUAAUAUAAUUUCGAAAUUAUGGUUUAAGUUGUCGUAUGAGGUCGAUGUUUUUGUACUUCAGUAAUUCUAAAUCGUGGGGACAAAUGAAUUGCAUGUCCCCACGGCAAAAUUUCCAUGGGGACAGUGUCCGUAUGUCCCCACGCUUCCGCGGCCACUGAAUGAAAGGUAACCACUCCUGUCCCCAUAGUUUAGUGUAUGGGGACAGGACGUUGAGUGGUCUCAACAAUUAUAAUAGGUAUAAAAAUGAGUAAGAGUAAUGCGUGAAUUUCUUUCUUUGUAUAUUCUGCUUUCAUGGCAGACUGUGUUGGGAAGAUGACUAGGGGCUUAUAAUUGAUUAAAUACAAUGUAUGUAUUGUCUUAUCUGUAAAACUACCAUGUAUUUUAAUGACAUUUUUAACACACAAUUAUUCGAUUACAUCCAUUAAUAAAAUAAACUAAAUUACA